AUGGCUACCAACCCCCAAGAGCACUCGAAUGAUGCCCUUUUCCGAAUCUGUGAAGACUAUCUCCGUAGGAUCACGGGAAUGUCGGUUGACUUCCUGCGCUCUGAGGAGCUCAAAGAAAAGUUGGAUCUCGGAAUAGCGCGAGACGCGGAGGGAAAUCAUUAUUCCCCGAGGAAGUCAUCUUUCCAACAGCGGCGGGACAAGGAGACAAGCAAGCGUCAAGCGGAUGCCCAGCCAGAGCCUGCAAGGUGCGACAAGUGCAAAGCAAAGACGGAUGAACAGCCCGUCAAAAAAUGA
This is a messenger RNA of Penicillium subrubescens, 294 nucleotides long. RefSeq lists its product as uncharacterized. The coding region runs from base 1 to 294 and encodes 97 amino acids. The record is from RefSeq and is a predicted model, not a curated record. The transcript has a single exon. Lineage: Eukaryota; Fungi; Ascomycota; Eurotiomycetes; Eurotiales; Aspergillaceae.